CGCAGGGCUUCAAGUGAGAGACGACACAACGCUUGAGGCGGAACAAACUGACAACGCGCUUCUUCUGGCUGUCAAACCAGUUCAUGUUGUCGGAGGAGUAUGCGUCCUCUCUGAACUCCAUGAGAUAGUCCCCUCACCUCUGUUGACUCCACGAAACAUGUCUUUGGACUAAUGUUUGUUGUGGUUAGUGCCCAUGCCACUUAAGCCGUGCCAAUGCAGAGUAAUGGAUACUAGCGUCCCUGGCAGAGAUGGAAACAUGGUUACAAGCGACGGGGAGCAUUUGGACGGCAGUAACGCGGGGAUGGAGGCGCUUCACCAAUGCGAACUCAUCCAGAACUUGAUCGAGAUCUCCAUCUCCAGUCUGAAAGGACUCCGGACCAAAUGUGCUGCAUCUAACGACUUGACCCAACAUGAGAUACGAGCUUUAGAGGUGAAGCUUGUGAAGUACAUCAGUAAACAGUUGGAGUGGAAGCACAGUGUUACCGAGUGCGACAGACCACUGGCUCUGGACUCUUACCCCCACCUUACGAACUGGCUUUACACCAUCAACAUCAGGCCAGAGCUCAUAGAGGCAGUCCCUGUGAAACUGUCUCUAGAUGCUCUCCUGCAGAUGUCCACUGCUAAGGUUGAAGAGACCAUGAAACGACUGGGCUCCAGCGGUGAGGAGUGCUCUCGUAUCACCACUGCCCUCUCCUGUCUCAAGAGUGCUACUGACACAGGAGGAGGGCUAAGGAAAGAGGGUAUCCCCUGGAUAGCAGAACCCACUCAACGUAACAACAAGAUCUCUGCAAAUAUGACCCGGCCUUACAGUCCUAACCCAAUAACCAGGCCUCCUCUCACUCCUUCUGCUUUGCCUACCCAACGGUCCUGUGUCUCAGUUUCUUCCCUACCUUCUACGGACUUAAGUGCGGUUGUCCAAAUCCGCUGUGAUGGGCUGACAGACCCUUUCACUUCCUCCCCAAAGCCGAACCACUGCACGGCCGGGCUGCUCGCCACCCCUCCGGCCACCCCACCCCAGAGACGGUAUGCCAAGCAAAAGACACCGCGGACCCCACCGCCCCCUUCCCGCAAGCUGCUCAACUUUUUUCCCAACAUCACUCUCACCCGGAGCAAGAGCCAGACCCAGCUGGCCAACCGAAUAGACGAACCUACACCCAAUAAGAGCGGGAAGAAAACCAACCCGACGCUGAACAUGCUGGUAAAUGGUGGUGUGAGCGUAUGGGACGACUCGCUGUCACGGUCACCACUGCUGUCUGCACGAUCACCCUACAUCCUACCAAACACUCCCACUCACCUAGGAGGAAAUAACGUUGCAACACAUGGAAGCUCUCCACUGUUUUUAAGGAAGGGUAUUCGUCUUGAAGUCACACACAGGUUUUCCACCAAGUCCUGGUUGUCUCAGAUGUGCCAGGUGUGCAAGAAGAACAUGAUUUUUGGUGUUAAAUGUAAACAUUGCAAAGUAAAGUGCCACAACAGAUGUACCAAAGAAGCUCCUAAGUGUGGAAUUUCCUUUGAUUCAUUACCAAAGAUCAGGAGAACAGAAUCGGUUCCUUCAGGUAUCAACAACCAGGUGGAGAAACUGACCGAGUCGCAGCAGUAUGGGACAUUACCAAAGGCAAUAAACAAAAAGGACCAUCCUGCAUCACUGAGUCACAUGGACUGCAGUAGUACCCCCUCCUCCACCACAUCCUCCACCCCCUCUUCACCUGCCCCCUUCAGUCAGAGUAACCCCCCAAGCGCUACCCCACCACCCAACCCCUCCCCUAAGGGUCACAUUGACAGUCGCUUUCAUUUCCCAGCUGCCUACUACUUUCAGCAAAGACAACAAUUUGUCUUCCCCGAGAUAUCCGGUUCCACACAUCCGGACGGAUGUAACAACACAGGAGAGGCAGACCAGGUGGACGGUCACAUCAGCCAGGUGUCAACAGGCCAAAAUGAAGCUGUGCAUGAAGAAUGCGAUGAAGAGCAACAAGAGGAGGAUGUUCAAGACCAGGAGGAAUCAGGUGAUGAAAGUGAAGACGAUGAGCUAGACGAUCUGCCCAGCUCCAGACGCUACUGGAAGGACCAUAUAUCCCGUAAGCACAGCCAGACCAGCGUUUAUCUGCAGGAGUGGGACAUACCGUUCGAGCAGCUGGAGCUCGGAGAGCUCAUCGGUAAAGGGCGCUGGGGUAAAGUGUGCCGAGGCCGGUGGCACGGGGAGGUGGCCGUUCGCCUGUUAGAGAUUGACGGAAACAACCAGGAGCACCUGAAGCUUUUCAAGAAGGAGGUGAUGAACUAUCGACAAACGCGACAUGAGAACGUGGUGCUGUUUAUGGGGGCCUGCAUGAACCCGCCUCAUCUGGCCAUCAUCACCAGCUUUUGUAAAGGACGAACGCUGUACUCGGUUGUCAGAGACUCUAAACUCGACAUCAACAAGAUACGACAAAUUGCUCAGGAAAUCGUAAAGGGAAUGGGCUACCUCCAUGCAAAGGGAAUCGUGCAUAAAGAUCUGAAGUCAAAAAAUGUGUUUUACGAUUCAAACAAAGUGGUCAUCACAGAUUUUGGCUUGUUUGGGAUGUCUGGUGUUGUGCAAGAAGACAGGAGAGAGAAUGAACUGAAACUUCCUCGAGGAUGGAUUUAUUAUCUUGCUCCUGAGAUCGUGCGAAAGAUGACACCAGGAAAACACGAAGACUGUUUGCCAUUUUCAAACGCUGCUGACGUUUAUGCUUUUGGCACUAUCUGGUAUGAGCUUCAAGCCAAAGACUGGCCCAUUACAAACCAACCGGCUGAGCCUUUGAUAUGGAUGCUAGGAAGUGGGGAAGGCAUCAAAAGGUUAUUGGCCCAGAAGGGCACCAGCUUGGGCAAGGAGGUCACGGAGAUCCUGUCAGCCUGCUGGUCCAAUGAGUUUAAGGACAGACCGACAUUCACUCAGCUGUCGGAUUUACUAGAAAAGCUUCCUAAGCUCAACCGCAGACUUUCGCACCCUGGACACUUCUGGAAGCCUGAGGACGAUUGGCAUCACCACUGUUUGCGUGAGCACUGCAGUCAGGGUCUCCGCUCUCGCUGUCCUUACAUCUACAAAUAUGACGAUUUGAACACAUCUGCUAUUAACAAUAACUUGCCUGUUUUAUUCAAAGAAAGCAAAGUAAACCCAUGAUAAAGAGUGUCUUACAGAUCAUUACAAUGUUCAUAUUUAUGUUCAUAUUUUGAAUGAACUGUGUUUGUAAAUGUAAAAUAUGCUGGCACUUUAAUUCAGUUAGCAGAUUUCCAUUCUGUGAUGUCUCAUUUUCAUCUGUGAAUAGACUGAGAUCUCUCCUGAUGUCUGAUUGGAUGAGAAAGACAUUGCCAUGAGUGAUAUUGUUGCAAUUCAUUGUCCUCCGUAGUGCUCUUAUGGUAAUGAACUGUAUUGUAUUUCUACAGUUGUGUAAACAUCUUAUCUGGCCACAAAUGUCACAGAUUUUGUCUCAGAAUCGGGACGAAGUUAUAGAAAUAAUUUUCUAGAUGGUAAUCAAACCUUAUCACAAACUGAGGAUCCUAACAAGAUGUAAUAUAUACACCUGGACAUCGUUCAGAAACUUCUGAUAAUACCUCUCAUUUGAGUUUAUGUGUGUGUGCGUGUGUCAGAAAAAGUGUGUGAGCCUUUAAAGUUUUGGGUGAUUUAUUUGUGGUGUUAUGAACAACGAGAGAACUUUAUGUGAAAGGUUGCGGUGAAUGUUUGCAAAACGACAGACAACUUCAAAUGAAUACGGAAAAACUUUAUUUAUUUUACAGCUAAAAAUUCUUAUUUUAUUUGUACAAAAUUUUAUAUGUUUUCAUUGAAAUAUUUUCAACGGUACUUUACUCCUGUUGUACAGCCCUUGAUAUAAAAAAGUAUCGCAAACUUAAAAUGUACAUUUCUAGGAUGAGAUUGUGUUUUUAAUGUAUGAAAUCAUAUUUUUGUAAAGCUUGUGACCACUUAUCUGUAGCAAUGUUGUUUUAACUUUGAAAAACAAUAAAACAUUUUUUCACCUUC
Paramisgurnus dabryanus is the source of this 3991-nucleotide messenger RNA. It is a transcript of the gene ksr1b, whose product is annotated as kinase suppressor of ras 1b. Gene Ontology annotation, molecular function: ATP binding; protein kinase activity. Gene Ontology annotation, biological process: protein phosphorylation; Ras protein signal transduction. The record is from RefSeq and is a predicted model, not a curated record. Gene Ontology annotation, cellular component: cytoplasm. Lineage: Eukaryota; Metazoa; Chordata; Actinopteri; Cypriniformes; Cobitidae.